Molecule: messenger RNA, 2913 nt
Organism: Lineus longissimus
Lineage: Eukaryota; Metazoa; Nemertea; Pilidiophora; Heteronemertea; Lineidae
Product: Bardet-Biedl syndrome 7 protein homolog
Exons: 20
Coding region: 254-2425 (723 amino acids)
Biological process (GO): intracellular transport; intracellular protein localization; non-motile cilium assembly
Cellular component (GO): ciliary basal body; membrane; neuron projection
Molecular function (GO): protein binding
Source: RefSeq, a predicted model, not a curated record
CUAUUUCCGGGUAAACAUUCUUGCAAAUUUGUUAUUUUACACAUCCAAUAAAUGCCGAUUUUUACCUAAAUACUGAAGAUAAAGUUAAAUUUCUUGUCCAACUGAUGAAAACUGUUAUAAGAUAUCGUCGACAACAAGGUAGACGGAGCUGACCAACUGACAAGUGACCGAUACCUCUCCCCUUGUUGGAUGGGACUUUUUGCUUGAAGACCCAGACUCCACCCUUUGACCGUUGACUGAUAAAACUUUCAAGAUGAUGGAGCUGAACCUGUCACGGGUUGAUUAUGUCCAGGUUGGCAUAACCUCCCAGAAGUCAAUGAGACUACUGCCAUCUGGUGGGAAGAAGGACGCACUACAGAAAGUCGCGGUGUGCGACCAAAAUGGCGUGCUGCAAUGUUUUGGCAUGAAGAGAAGCGAAACACAGCAUGUUUUCAAGACCUUGCCAAGCACCAAUAAACUGACGAGGAUGGAACUUGGAGGACCUGUUGGACAACCAAGGGAGAAAAUCUUUGUAGCUUGUGGAUCCGAGGUCCGAGGUUAUACAAGAAGGGGAAAACAGUUUCUGGGGUUUGACACAAAUCUCACGGAAAAUAUCAAUUCUAUGCAUGUUGAAGGCUCAGAUCUGUUCACCUGCGGCAGCUACAUCUUCAACCACUACCGUGACUGCAAGGACGUGAAUUAUUUCCUAUGCGGCGAUAAGAUCAACGAUGUGAUAUGCUUGCCCACUGAGAAGGUGACUGAGGUAACGCCGGUGUUGGCGUGUCAGGAUCGUGUCCUCAGGGUACUUCAGAACUCUGAACUGCUUUAUGAAGUGGAGGUCCCUGGUCCACCAUCCUGUCUCUGUCUCUAUGGUAACCAUGGAGGUGAUGAAGGCAAUGAACUCCUCUAUGGAACAGCAGACGGCAAGAUAGGCUUGGUCCAAAUAAGCAGGAAGUUUGACAGGGUUUCUCCUAAUCACAGAUGGGUGGUACCGAAUGAAAAGCGCAGUGGCGGUGUCCUGAGUCUCGACAAUUAUGACAUCACAGCGGAUGGCGUCCUAGACCUGUUGGUUGGACGGGACGAUGGCCUGGUUGAGGUCUAUGGUUAUGAUGAAGCUGAUGAGCCUGUCAAGCGAUAUAGCACAUUGUGCAGUGAGAGUGUGACUGCUGUCCAAGGUGGCGUUGUGGCAUCUGCUGGGUAUGAUGAGGUCAUCUGUUCAACAUAUGCAGGCUGGAUUUAUGGGCUAACCACCAAACCGUGGUUUCAUGAACUUGUCCUGCCCAAAAAUGCAACAACAAUUAGUGAAGACACAAAGCAAAACAUUUUAAUUUUAAGAUCUGACCUUGAAGAACUGCAACAGAAAGUGUUGAAAGAGCGUGAAAAAUAUCAAAGCACCGCUCAGAGCAAGAAUGCAGUGUCAGCCGUCCCAAAGUUUAACAUCAACGAUAAAUACGUCCUUGAUCGUGAAGAUGCGAGUUAUACUCUGAGUCUUGAGGUUCAGAUGGCAAUUGAUAAUGUGCUGUUACAGAGUGAUGUACCUAUUGACCUGUUGGAUGUAGACAAGAACUCAGCAGUGGUCAGUUACAGUCAGUGUGAUCCCGAGCAAGGCAAUUUCCUACUUGCCACAUACAGAUGUCAGGCCAACACGACACGAUUAGAAUUGAAAGUGCGCUCGAUCGAGGGGCAGUACGGCAUGUUGCAGGCAUACGUCACACCGCGUCUGCAGCCGAAGAUCUGUCAGGUCAAGCAGUAUCAUAUCAAGCCGUUAUCAUUACAUCAGCGGAUGCACGUCUUUGAUGAAGAAAAGCCACAUAACACCCUGAAGUUGACAGGCAACUUCAGUUUGGCUGAGAUGCAUUCGUGGGUGUGUUUCUGCCUUCCUGAACUCCCUGAGAGAACCCCAGCUGGUGACUCCUGCACCUUUCAGUUCACCUCAACAUUCUUGAAUACACAGUUGCAGUGCUGUUACAGGAAAGGCGAUGCAUUGUUCCGAUCUGACAACAUUUCCACCAUCUCCAUCCUGAAGGACGUCUUGACCAAGGAGGCUACAAAAAAGAAAAUCAGGCUCGACAUAACAUAUGACAUCAACGAGGAAUCCAUCCCGCACACGCUGCAGUUGAUCCAUCCAAAGUUAGAGUACCAACUUCUCCUUGCCAAGAAAGUACAGCUCAUCGAUGCACUGAAGGAGUUGCAAGUGCAUGAAAACGACACAUCGUUCAUGUCGCCAGAGUACCAACAGAUUCUAAAAGAUGCCGACUCUUUACAAGCGGAAUACAAACGUCAGCCAUGCCAUUUGGAGAGGCUCUAUGGCAUGAUCACAGAUCUCUUCAUCGACAAAUUCAAGUUCAAAGGUCAAAACGUGAAGACCCGCGUCCCAGUGCUGCUGGAAGUUCUUGACAAUUAUGAUCUGAAUACGCUGAUUGGGUUCUUCCAGUCACAGGACUAAGGGGAAUGAUUGAGCUGCCAUCCUUUGCUCCGUCUGUCCAAGGAGUGGAAAAAUGGAACUUUAGCAGCAAUUUCUCAUUCUGUCUUUCCCAUGAGUGAGGGAGAAAAAUGACUUUACCUGCCAUCAUUCGCAUUGUCUGUCCUAGGAGUGAAAUGAAAACAAUGACUUUAGCAGCUGUUCCUGACGCUGUCAUUAGCAAGUGUAAGGACAAAACACCGACUCCUUUUAGCAGCUGUCCGUCACUCUGGCCCGUUUGUUGGAAAGAAUGUUAGCUCAUAACAUCAUGCAGACAUGUCGUUUCCUGUACAUCAAUGCACAUGUAACAACAUGUCGACAUGAUGUUUUAAGCGAACAUGCUUAAACAACUACGCCCUGGUUUUCCCAGUUGCUGCAUGUAGAUGUUGAGGCCGUCCAUGUUUUUACUUAGUGCCUGUGAUUUCUGUCCCUGUGUAGGGAUCUUGUUGUGAUAAUAAAUGAUGUUGUGAAUA